AUGUGGCGUCUCAUCCGACCUUCAACACGCAAAGCUACAGAAAUCAGUUUAGUCGCUGCCAAAGAAAGAAACCAAGCGAAAACAACUCGAAUUAAGAAUAAGAGGGAGAUGGUGCAUAUAAAUAUGCACGAAAUCAAGGAUUUGACUGCGCCCGAAGUUGCCGUUGAACAGAUCAGUGGUAUCAUCAGAACCGCAUAUAAGAAAAGGUAUUUAGAUUAUGGCAAGAACGAACAAAAUAAAAAAAGAAAAAUAGAAGAUCCAACCACAUUAACUAUUGACGCUUCCAACACCAAUAUUACAUCUCAACGCGUAUGUCUCGCAACCUCAAUUCCGACAGAGAUAUUUAUUCACAUAUGUAAAUAUCUACCACCAGAGGAUCUUUUAAGACUCUCGAGAACUUGUAGGUCGUAUCGUGAUAAGCUAUUUUUCAAAGAAUCAGUCACUACUCAACAGAUCUGGUCAACCUCGAGACAAGAAUUCCUUGGUUCUCUUCCUUUACCACCACCCGAGGGAAUGGACGAGAUUUCCUAUGUGUGUCUGGCUCUAGAGCGGGGAUGCCAACUGUGUGGCGCGAAAACAAGGCGAAAGGUAUACUGGGCAUUUCGUGUUCGAUUAUGCAAUACGUGUUUUGACAAAAAGACUAUCAGUAAUCAUCGACUGGCCAAGGAUGAAAGAUUUAAUGGUGAUUUAGGUCGAAAGAUUCUUUCUGGCCUACCUUACGUCGAAGCAACUUUUUCGAGUCCUUAUCCGGGUAAUAAGUGUAUGAAAUUUAAGUGUAAAUAUUAUUGGCUUGAAGAUGUGGAACGAAACCGGCGAGAAUUUAUGUCAACUCCUCUUUCGGCACAAGCAUUUUGGGUCAAUGAGAAAAGCAAAGAAGGCGCGAGAUUUAUGAAAGAAGUACGGGCUCGUGAACAGGCUUUUAAAAAGGAACGAUCGUGCGAGCUGACAGAAAAGAAUAAAUUAUUUGAGUCUUGA
Molecule: messenger RNA, 975 nt
Organism: Ambispora leptoticha
Lineage: Eukaryota; Fungi; Glomeromycota; Glomeromycetes; Archaeosporales; Ambisporaceae
Source: the annotation of a GenBank genome assembly